UCUUCGUGUGCGAAAAAAAGAGUAAAGACGCAGAAAAUUUAAUUCAAUUUCGUUAUUUGUUGUAAAAGUCGAAUUUUCAAACUGUUGUGAUAUAUAUAAAAGAAAAACUUAGUUUAUCAAAUAAUAUAGAAUGGAGGUCACCGAAGCAAAUUUGCAAUUACUGGCUGGAUAUUUGCAACAGACGCUUAGCGCCGAUCCCAAUGUACGCCGGCCGGCCGAAAAACUCUUGGAGUCCACGGAAUUGCAACAGAAUUACGCCGUCCUCUUGCUUAAUCUGAUCGAUAAGGCAGAAAUGGAUAUGACCAUACGUAUAGCGGGAGCCAUUGCCUUUAAGAACUAUGUGAAACGUAAUUGGGCAGCCCAUGAGGAUAGCAAUGAACCCGAUCGCAUACAUGAAAGCGAUAGGAAUACAAUUAAAACAUUAAUAGUCACUCUGAUGCUGCAUUCACCGAUUGCCCUGCAAAAGCAAUUGAGUGACACUGUGAGCAUCAUUGGCAAACAUGAUUUUCCCAAGAAAUGGCCACAAUUGAUCGUUGAAAUGGUUAAUAAAUUUGCUUCGGGUGAUUUUAAUGUUAUCAAUGGAGUACUACAGACAGCUCAUUCGCUAUUCAAGCGUUAUCGCUAUGAAUUUAAAUCACAAGAAUUGUGGGAAGAAAUCAAAUUUGUGCUGGAUCGCAUGUCAAAACCGUUGACGGAUUUGCUACAAGCCACGAUGGAGUUGACAAAAGUACAUGAACAGAAUGCCGAGGCAUUGAAAGUCAUCUAUGGGUCACUGGUUUUGGUGAAUAAAGUAUUUUAUUCACUCAAUGUCCAGGAUUUACCCGAAUUCUUUGAGGACAAUAUGAAUAUAUGGAUGGGUGCAUUUAUACAACAAUUGGCUGCCGAUGUGCCACUGCUCACCUCGAAUGACGAUGAGGAUGCUGGUGUAUUGGAGCAUUUGCGUUCGCAGGUCUGUGAGAAUAUCUGUUUGUAUGCACGCAAAUAUGAUGAGGAAUUUAAGCCAUAUAUGGAACAAUUUGUGACAGCCGUUUGGGAAUUGUUGGUCAAAACCAGUUUGCACACCAAAUACGAUGCACUCGUCUCCAAUGCAUUGCAGUUCCUUUCGGGGGUGGCUGAACGAAAGCAUAAUCAGAGUAUUUUCGAAAAUCCCGAAAUACUGGCACGAAUUUGUGAUAAAGUGGUUAUACCGAAUCUGGACAUACGACCAUCUGAUGAAGAACUCUUCGAGGAUAGCCCCGAUGAGUAUAUAAAACGUGAUAUUGAAGGAUCCGACAUAGAUACCAGACGCCGAGCGGCAUGUGAUCUGGUCAAGACACUGUCAGUUAAUUUCGAACAGAAAAUCUUUGGCAUAUUUGGGCAAUAUUUGGAAAUUUUGUUAAAUAAAUAUAAAGAGAAUCCCGCCGCAAAUUGGAGAUCAAAAGAUACGGCCAUCUAUUUGGUAACCUCAUGGGCAUCUCGUGGUGGCACUCAGAAGCAUGGAAUCACCCAAACAUCAGAGCUGGUGCCACUGCCACAGUUUUGUGCCCAACAAAUUAUACCCGAAUUGGAGAGAUCAAAUGUCAAUGAGUUGCCCGUAUUAAAGGCAGCUGCCAUUAAGUAUGUGAUGGUCUUUCGUACUCUUCUCGGGCCGCAGAUAGUGAACCAAUGUUUGCCACAAUUGAUUAGACAUUUGCCAGCCGAAAGCAUUGUGGUUCAUAGCUAUGCGGCCUGUGCAUUGGAAAGAAUUCUAACAAUGCGGGAUGCAGCUAGCAAUGUUAUGUUUGGACCUCAAAUAUUAUCACAACAUUCCAAUGAAUUGGUCAGUGGCCUAUUCUCUACCCUCUCUUUGUCUGGAUCCAAUGAAAAUGAAUAUGUUAUGAAAGCUAUAAUGCGUUCAUUCCAUUCUCUACAAGGAGCCGCUAUGCCUUAUAUGGGCGUAGCUCUGCCACGACUCACUGAAAUUCUUACCCAGGUGGCCAAGAAUCCCUCAAGACCGAAUUUUAAUCACUAUCUCUUCGAAACUUUGGCUAUAUCGAUCAAAAUUGUAUGCCAAACGGAUGCCUCGGCUGUUAGUUCCUUCGAGGAGGCGCUUUUCCCCGUAUUUCAAGGAAUUCUACAACAGGAUAUCGUUGAAUUUGUGCCCUAUGUAUUUCAAUUACUUUCGGUGUUGUUAGAAGUGCGUGAAACAAGUGGUUCACCCAUACCGGAACCAUAUUGGGCACUAUUUCCCUGCCUUCUAUCACCGGCCUUGUGGGACCGUUCGGGCAAUGUGACGCCAUUAAUACGUCUCUUAUCGGCUUUUAUUAAACGAGGCUCAACACAGAUACAGGCCUCAGGAAAAUUGAAUGGCAUUUUGGGCAUCUUUCAGAAAAUGAUUGCUUCCAAGGCUAAUGAUCAUGAGGGUUUCUAUUUACUGCAAACUCUGAUCUUUCAUUAUCCCACCCCUGAAAUGCAGACAAGUAUGCGUCAAAUUUUUGGUCUAUUAUUCCAACGUUUAUCGCUGGCAAAGACACCGAAAUAUUUGAGUGGAAUCAUUGUAUUCUUCUCAUACUAUAUUGUCAAAUUCGGUGGCAGUGCAUUGGUGCAAUUAAUCGAUGAUAUACAACCUGGAAUGUUUGGCAUGGUGUUGGAGCGUGUUCUAAUCACAGAUUUGAACAAGGUUAUCAAGGCCAUAGAAAGGAAAGCUGUUUCUGUGGGCAUCACAAAACUACUAACCGAAUGCCCAGAAAUGUGUUCACCACACUACAAUCAGUUCUGGCCAAGAUUGUUGCAUGCUUUGAUUGAUGUUUUUGAGCGUCCCGCAGACAAGUUAGCACCCUUCGAAGGUGCUGCUUCUGAUGCUGGCAAUGUUUUCAGUCUGGAAGAUGAAGGCGAGGGAGCUGGAUAUCAAGUGGCAUUUGCUCAACUUAGCCAUGCCCAGCCAACGCGUCAAGAUUAUGUCGCCGAAGUGACCGAUACCAGACAAUUUUUGGCCACUUCACUGGGUAAAUUUUCACAGAGUCGUCCCGGUGAGUUGGCCACACUUUUGGGAUCUCUCCAACCGGACUAUAAGCAAAUGGUGCAGAAAUAUUGUGAUCAAGCAGGAGUACGUAUUGUCUGAGAGCCAAAUCCAAGCCAUACAUUCACACGCACCCACACACACACAGACCUAUACAAAUGCUCUCAUACUACUUCGUUUAAUUCUAUUAUUAUUAUUGUCAAUUUAAAAACUUGUUUAUGUUUAA
Molecule: messenger RNA, 3203 nt
Organism: Drosophila willistoni
Lineage: Eukaryota; Metazoa; Arthropoda; Insecta; Diptera; Drosophilidae
Gene: Cse1
Product: exportin-2
Exons: 7
Coding region: 131-3079 (982 amino acids)
Biological process (GO): protein import into nucleus; protein export from nucleus
Cellular component (GO): cytosol; nuclear envelope
Molecular function (GO): nuclear export signal receptor activity; small GTPase binding
Source: RefSeq, a predicted model, not a curated record